Musca vetustissima is the source of this 3172-nucleotide messenger RNA. RefSeq lists its product as uncharacterized. Lineage: Eukaryota; Metazoa; Arthropoda; Insecta; Diptera; Muscidae. Gene Ontology annotation, biological process: axon extension; axo-dendritic transport; synaptic vesicle transport. The record is from RefSeq and is a predicted model, not a curated record. The annotation marks the transcript as partial. Gene Ontology annotation, cellular component: dendrite; cytoplasm; synapse. The transcript has 2 exons.
AUGUCUAGCAACAGCAACUACGAACGAGAUAAGAUUUUCAAGUCAUGGUCCGGAAUUAGUGAGCUGGCUCUCAUUAAGGAGGUAGCCACAAAAGGUGAACAUAUAGACUUGUGCAUUUCAUAUUGGGCCAGGAAAAGAAAAAUGCCCAUCAACGAUUACGAGUUGUUUUUCCAUGACAUCGUUCAGACUUAUGUGGCACGCCUUCUAAAUGAACGACUGGUGUGCAAAGCAGAAAUAGUCCUUCGAAACGUGCAUCGGGACGUGAAGUGUUUCUAUUACCAAUUUGCAUGUGAAUGCAAUGAUUCGGAAUUGCGAGAAAUGAUUUUGGACCAUUUGCGAAAAAAGAACCCCGACAACUUUGAGAGCGAUAUGCAGGACUUGCAAUUUCAUUGGAGCCUACUGGAAAAACUUAAGAAGUCCGAUGUAAUUAUGACCGAUGUAAAGAAACACAUGAAGCGUAUAAAUUUGGAAUCCCUAAUGGCAUUAGACAGUGCGACAAAGCAACAUAUUAUGAUAUCGCUGUACUUUGAAACACGCAACGAAAAUUUGUUGCAGUACAUCAACAAGUUUGUCCUCUGGAAUUUCUUGAUAGAAACAGGUCAAACAGAGGAGAUAAUAUCAUGGUGCAAGUUGCAGAUACAGCCACAAGAAACGAUUUCGUUAAACUCAAAUCUUUCCGUCUUGGAAGAGAAAUAUACACAAUGGUCCAUUGAGGCAGAAAUGUACGAAUAUGCAGUUCGAUCCCUUGCCAAUAAAAAGGAUGAAGUUCUUCGUAACUUAUUUGCAUCGGCGGGAUAUUUUUUUCCUGAUGAGAGAAGCCAUGUGGAAACUGUAUUGCAACGUAUAUGUAUCAGCCACAGCAUUCACAAAAAUCGUGAUUGCAUCAGAUCAUUGCCAAUUGGUCAAUAUAUCUAUGAGCGCGGGUUCUACCACCUUCUAUUGAAUGAAUUUGUUACAGUGCGACAACUUGAAGAAAUGUUUGAAAGUAUAAGCGAUAAUAGGGAUAUCCUUAGUCUUAUAAUUACAUUAAAAACAAAUAAGCUCGAAAAUCUCGAGGGAUUUAAAAAGAUUGUUUCCUGUACCACAAAAUAUCUGGAACAUAUUGAUUCAAACGAAAGCAAUAAAUGGACACUGGCGACACUUUUUGAUUUUCUUACCAAUCAACCGUCUUUGGCAAAUUUACACUGUUCAAUAUCGUCGGGUAUUUUGAAAUCGUUGUCCUAUCUCAAAGUGGUUUUGCAUCAUGAAAAUAACAACACGGCCGUAAAUCCGCAGAGUAUACCCACGAUCUAUGACCUAAUAAAAACAUUCAAAGGUAUCGAUGUGCAUCGUUUGUGCAAAGAUGCUAAUACGUUUAGCAAAAGUCGCAAUAGCGAUGUUGGGCCAGCGAAUAGAAACAACCAUCGUUUGAAUUUUGUUCACUAUAUUAAACAAUCGAGGAGCGCCUAUGCCCUCUACCUCAUGUUUGUAGAGCAACUUCAAAACUAUGCACAGAUAACUAAAACCCAUUUGCUCACAACGUGCGAAAGUGUUUACGAGUUGGCGUUACAGACACCCAUUGCCGAUUCGGAUGUCAUUAGCCAUUGCAUUGCGUUUUGUGAAAUGUUGGGCUUCGACACUCAGCAACUGAGAUGUGUUCUGAGACUUCGUCGGUGUUUGCAGCAUGCACACUAUCCGAACGUAUGUCCCGACAAGAAAGGCCUUGAUUCAGUAAUUUUUGAGGCUGAACGGUUGCUGUUGGAUAAAAUGUCCAUUGAAGAUGAUACAAACAUAUUUCCCCUUAUAGAAUACAACACAAUCAUGGCAUGCAAAGCCAUCUGUCCGAAUAGUACACCCAAAGAAAAUGGAUCUUUGAUAAUGCAAGGUUAUGCAACUCGCAACGACUAUUGGCACUUGUUGGUUUUAUUACACUAUUUUGAAAUACCUUUGGAGCAUAUCAAAUCGCUUGUGAAAUAUUUCAAGAUUCCCUCAAUGGCGGACCACUUGUUGAGGGCAUUAUCUUCAUUUACCAAUAACAGUUCUGAGGGCCACACCAUGAAGCGACGUUCGAGUCUAACAAAACGUCAGCUGCAAUCCAACAGGCAUAAAAAGUCUACUGGUGAUAGACGGGCGAUUAACACAUCUGUAGAGACAAUGACAUCUUCAAUGGCAUCCGGAAAUGAUCUUCCAAGUGCUGGGAGUGGUUCGAUGUGCCAAAACAAAAAUAUAUUUGCUGAUUGUACCAAUGGUAGCCCCGACAUAUUCGCUUUGAUUUUGUUGAAUUUGAACUCUUGCUAUCCCUGUACUGAACCGGUCCUGGAUGUGUCUACAUUUCUACAAAACUUGCAAAGUAGCAACGCCGAUGGCAAGGACUCUGCCUCAGCUAUUGUCAACUUUCUAAGAACCGCAGUAGAACAACGAUUGCCUAUAAUGGCUGUAUUGGCCGCCUCUAUAGUUUCUGGUGACACCAAUGGGGCACACGUGGAAUGGUGUUGGUUAGUGUGGUUGGCAGUCACAACAGAUCAAUGGAGCCAUCUCCAACGGUUGGCCAAUAGCGUACAGGAAUUUCCCUGGAAUCUCAUGGACCAUUUGGUUUCUCAAAAUCAGAUUACGGCAAUUGUCCGAAGCUUUGAAAUUUUUCUUCCGGAUAAUGGACUGAUUCAUCUAUUUCGUUUCCUGCAACUAUCGACCCAAAAUGAAUUCGGUGAAGUAAACGUCCAUGAGCUGCGUUUGUAUUGUUUGGCAUGGAGUAAUGAAGAAAUUCGUUUGCCACUAAAUUUCCGACCUCAACGUGAAAAGCUGAUGAAACGCACAAUACGUCUGCUAUUGUUGCACACCCAGAGUAACUUUGAAUCCGCUGUCGAUCAGCUUAAAUUUCUCAGCUGUGUAUGCAAGUCGGGUCUGAGUGAUAUUACCGGACAACUGGACUUUUGUCUGUUAAAACAAUUCUGUGAUAUUCUAAUGACUGCCAAUGGUUCGAUGACUCAACGUUUUCCUUUGAAUUUCAUCCAGUUGCUACACGGCGAACAAGCUGAUGCCAAGGAAUAUGAGCGAAUUUUGAACUGUGUAUUAGCGGCGAGAGAGUAUGAUAUUGCCGUACGUCUAGCUUCGAUACUGCACAAGCCCAUCAGUGACAUAAUCUAUAGUAAAUGGGUGUCUUCCUUGGAGUCCCAGUUGGAAGUCCCGCCAUCGG